UUGUCCUGGCGUCCACUCCAGCGCUGGGAAAUCAGGAGCUUUGCGAGUCCCACCUGCGAACCAGGUUGAAGGUCGGGAAAUUGCUUCCGAAUGGCAGUCUCCAGGUGCCGUAUGACGGACCUGGCAGUGUCUCUUUCUACCCCGAAGGCACCUUUUGGCGGGAAAAUAAUAACGCGUGGUGGGCCUGUCCGUGCCUCCUCGGAAAGUGCAUUCGACAGUGCAGAGCCAAAGAUUUAAUUUAAUUUAUUUAUUGACAUUUGAUUUAGAAUUCGCUUUGUGGGAAAAAAUAAACAUGGCUCGGCGUUUAGGCAAGAUCGACGUGUGGGACGUGCAGGAAACUCAACCGGUGGAAAUGAGCGAGUACUUUCACGUCGUCUACCACAGCAAAUGCGAAAUAGGGCAUUUCCUGUCAGCUACUGAAAAGCAGGACGAGUUCAGAAUUCUGACCAACGGAUCGCUUUUUUUCCCGAACGAAGAAAGGGAAGAAUAUAACAUGAUAGGCGUUGACCAUUUCUGUCUUCUUCCUCACCAGAAUGGAACACUCAGCGUGAUCAUCUGCUCCGAGUUGGAAGAGCCUCUGUCCGACGGCGCUGAAUCCUGGACGUUGAUAGUCUAUCGGAUUUUCUUCGUGAUAAGCGCCAUUUUCCUGCUGCUGACGAUUGCGGCGCUUUGCCUGACUCAGGAACUGCGCUCGGUCCAUGUGCGCUCGGUGCUUUGUCAGUCGGGCAGCCUGCUCUUGACCUUCGUCGGACUCACUGUCAUCUCCAUCACUGGCGAUACCGUCCAUAUUUACAUUUGCAAAAUCACUUGUUUCAUCACCCAUUACUUCUUUCUGGCCUCUUUUUUCUGGCUGAACGUCAUGUGCAUCGAUAUCUACAUCACAUUCAAAGGGUUCGGAAAGCGAAUAAAUAAACAGUUUCAGAACUUUUCCGUGUACGCUUGGUGCACGCCAUUCAUCAUUUCCGCAAUCACCAUCACUCUGGACCACUUCACAAACCACGAAAUAUUCAGUCCUGGAGUCGGAGAAACGUACUGUUGGUUUAACAAUUUCUGGAGCCAAUUGAUUUAUUUCCACGGGCCUGUGUUGAUUCUGCUUUUGAUCAACUGCUUCCUCUUCUUGGUGACCGCCGUGAGAUUGUGUCGAGCAAAAAGGGACGCGAGCCGCGUGCUCCACGGCGAGGGAUGCAGCGUGCACUGCGGAAACGCCAAGAAGCAGCAGCAGCAGGACAAGGAACAUCUCAAGCUCUUCUUCAAACUCUUCCUUCUGAUGGGAUGCACUUGGAUUUUGGAGUUUGUUUCCUUGGCAGUCGGCGGACCGUCGGAAAUUUGGUACUUUACGGAUGCUGUCAACUGCUUGCGCGGCGUCUUGAUUUUCUGGCUCUGCGUUUGGUCCAAUAAAAACACGCGUGACCAGUUGAAGCAGUGGUUUUGCUCGGCUAGACAGACUGUUAGGGUUAAUUGAUUCGCCAAUCUCCUGAUUUGCACGGAAUUAAUAAAAUUAUUAUAAAUUUCUUUUAAGAAUUUAAAUUGUUUG
Molecule: messenger RNA, 1534 nt
Organism: Cloeon dipterum
Lineage: Eukaryota; Metazoa; Arthropoda; Insecta; Ephemeroptera; Baetidae
Product: G-protein coupled receptor Mth2-like
Exons: 5
Coding region: 293-1462 (389 amino acids)
Biological process (GO): G protein-coupled receptor signaling pathway; cell surface receptor signaling pathway
Cellular component (GO): membrane
Molecular function (GO): G protein-coupled receptor activity
Source: RefSeq, a predicted model, not a curated record